UACGUCAUUGAGCCGAGCUGAGGGCGCAUGCGCGGUUAAGUUGCGGCCUAUCCUGCGGUAUUGCAAGCCUCUUCACGGCCUGUGAGGGAGAAACGCGUGCAGGGAAGCGGCGGGAGGCACGACUUGGCCGGGAAGCAUGUCGGGGACGACGGGCGGCACGACGGGGUCGGCGCGGAAGCGGCUGUUGAAGGAGGAAGACAUGACAAAGGUGGAGUUCGAGACCAGCGAAGAGGUGGACGUCACCCCCACCUUCGACACCAUGGGCCUACGCGAGGAUCUCCUCCGCGGCAUAUACGCCUACGGCUUUGAGAAACCUUCAGCUAUCCAGCAGAGAGCAAUCAAACAGAUCAUUAAAGGAAGAGAUGUAAUUGCACAAUCACAGUCAGGAACAGGCAAAACUGCUACAUUUUCUAUCUCUGUCCUACAAUGUCUGGACAUCCAGGUUCGUGAAACCCAGGCAUUGAUUCUGGCACCUACUAGGGAAUUGGCAGUGCAGAUUCAGAAGGGGCUUCUUGCUCUUGGUGAUUACAUGAAUGUCCAGUGCCAUGCCUGUAUCGGUGGGACCAAUGUGGGCGAAGAUAUCAGGAAGCUGGAUUAUGGGCAGCAUGUUGUUGCUGGCACACCAGGGCGCGUAUUUGAUAUGAUUCGCCGCAGAAGUCUGAGGACGCGUGCUAUUAAAAUGUUGGUUUUGGAUGAAGCUGACGAGAUGCUCAAUAAAGGUUUCAAGGAACAGAUUUAUGAUGUGUAUAGAUACCUUCCGCCAGCAACACAAGUAGUUUUGAUUAGUGCUACUUUGCCACAUGAGAUCUUGGAGAUGACCAACAAAUUCAUGACCGACCCUAUCCGCAUCCUGGUGAAACGUGAUGAAUUGACUCUGGAAGGGAUCAAACAGUUCUUUGUGGCUGUAGAGAGAGAAGAAUGGAAGUUUGAUACCUUGUGUGACCUGUACGACACCCUCACUAUCACACAGGCAGUCAUCUUCUGCAACACGAAGAGGAAGGUUGACUGGCUGACAGAGAAGAUGAGAGAAGCCAACUUUACUGUUUCAUCCAUGCAUGGAGACAUGCCUCAGAAGGAAAGGGAGUCCAUCAUGAAAGAGUUCAGAUCUGGGGCAAGUCGUGUCCUUAUUUCUACAGAUGUUUGGGCCAGAGGCUUGGAUGUACCUCAGGUUUCCCUAAUCAUUAACUAUGACUUACCUAACAACAGAGAAUUGUAUAUACACAGGAUUGGUAGAUCCGGCCGUUAUGGCCGAAAAGGUGUGGCCAUCAACUUUGUGAAAAACGACGACAUUCGUAUUUUGCGAGACAUUGAACAGUACUAUUCCACCCAAAUUGAUGAAAUGCCCAUGAAUGUCGCUGAUCUUAUUUGAAGAAACAAGAUGGACUGAAGAGAAAGUGGACCCUGCUACCCAUGAUUUAUUACACAGCAGCAACCAGUUUUAUUUUAAUUCUGCUGUUUACUGAUACUUGUCUUUUAAGCCCCACGUGUAUAAAAUGUACAUCUGCUUCAGUGUCAGUUCCUACUUUUGAACAAAAUAUUCACUGAAAGAUUUGUUCAUGAAAACUAAUUAUGGAAGCAGCUAAAAGUAUUUGGCGGGGAGGGGUGUGUGAUAAAAAGAACAAUCUCAUUGUAGAAUUAUCUCAACAUAGAGAAUUGUGUUUAUUUUUUUUAUUUUGUGUGACAAAAGCUGUAAAGUAGCAUCUCUGUAAAUAAGGUGUUGUCAAUCCAACUUGCCACUCUUUCUUCCCGAUUUAAAUAAAAUUUUCAUAUAAACUUUG
Molecule: messenger RNA, 1778 nt
Organism: Anolis carolinensis (green anole)
Lineage: Eukaryota; Metazoa; Chordata; Lepidosauria; Squamata; Anolidae
Gene: eif4a3
Product: eukaryotic translation initiation factor 4A3
Exons: 12
Coding region: 137-1369 (410 amino acids)
Cellular component (GO): catalytic step 2 spliceosome; nucleolus
Molecular function (GO): mRNA binding; RNA helicase activity; ATP binding
Source: RefSeq, a predicted model, not a curated record